ACAUUUAACGAUAUCGAAAGCUUUUUAGCUUUGAAAAUAUUUAAGAUGAGACCUUACUCAGAGUUGGCUGACAUUGUUUUAAAAUUACAAAAUUUAGACCAAAUUAAAGAAUUUUUAGGAAACAUCUUAAACGAAGUGUGUUUCGUCAAGAAAAAAGGGGAGCUAUGGAUUGAGGAAAAAGAAACAUCAACUUUCGAAGAAGUCAAAGAAUACAUAAAAAAGACAACUACAGACAUUUUACAGCGUUGCAUUGCCGGAACAAGUAAUCAGUUUAAGAACAUAUCUGACUCAGCUACAGCUUUAGAAAGCACCUUACAUUUACAAUCAGAGGCUCCUGAAUCGUCAAACCUUAUCUUAACAGAGUCUCAGUCUUUGACAGAAAAGUUCGAGGAAAUUCAUUCUAGUUUCACUUUACAAAGUAAAAAGGUAAAGAAACUACAGCAAAAAGCAAACGAUCAACACAAGAUAAAUAAAAUGCUGGAAGAGAAAAUAAAGAAGUGUGACGAUAAUAAUGCAAAAGUAUUUAAGUUACAAGAAUAUUGGAAUGAAAAGAAUAGCGAACUUAAAGAAGAAUUUACGGAAGAGUUUCAAGCAGCUAGUAGUUUUAUGUCUCAUCUACAAACUCAGUAUGAAAGUUUGUCACAUGAAUUUAAGGAAAAUAAAGCAAUGGACAUGAUAGAGGUCCUCCAAUUUACCACAGAUGAUAUUAUAGAGAAAAUACUACGAAGACAACAAGAUAUGUAUGAAAAACUUGAUCAUCUUGAAACAGAACAAUAUCAUUUAAAAAAGAAUUAUGCUGACAAGAAGAAAGCAAGAAAGAAUUUAGAAUUUAUGUGUAGGCUUCUAAGUCCACUCAACGUUAAAUGCGUGGAAGACUGUCCUCAUUUAAUAGGUCAUCAUGAACAGCAAAUAUUUGAAAGUGAUGAGGGUGACUGUCAAGGAUAUCUAAAAAAUUGUACAAAGAAUCCAGGACAUAUAGAUUUUAUACGUGUCAGUAAUUUAAGAUUAGACAUUCUACCUCAAGAUUACCGUGAUCCUGUUUUGUAUGGAUUUAUCAAAGCUGUAUCUGAUCUGACAGUUAAAAUAAGUGUCACUACAACCAGUCCACACAGACCAAAGUUUUGGCCAGGUACAAAUGUUUUAUAUCCCUUGUAUAAAGCUAGAGAAAAGCAGCUUUUUAGGACUGGAAGUGGAAAGAUAAACGCAGUAAAUAGAAGAGUAGAAGCAGCAUGCCCAUGUGAUAAAUGUAAAAAUUCAGACAAACCAAAGACUGAUUGGUGGGAGAUAGAAGUUACGACAGCCGCAAGUGUUGUAUUUGACGAGAGUGAGGCGAGCUUUGCUACCGUGAGGCUGUUUUAUGAUACAGAAGAAAGCGAAGAUGUUUCUGUUAAAUGUGCACAGCAUAGUGGAUUAUUUAAAAGCAUCGAGCGUGACUUGUGUUGGUUUAAUUGUGUGACUUGUGAUACAAGACUUGCUGGAAAGCUUGAGAAAAUGAGACAAAGUUACGAAGAUUUCCUAGAGAUAGUUGCACAAAAGUACACACUAACAAGAGAAAUUCAUAAACUGAUGUUUCUAGUGUCACAUCCUCAUGGUUGCUGUAAACGUAUUAGCUUUGGCCAAUGGAAUGAGAAAUACAUUGUCAAAACAUAUUUUGAUAAGUUUACCUAUUCAACAUGUACAUGUCCAGGAAGUAGUGGAGCCAGAGUUUACUGUUUGGGAUAUGCCUGGAGCAUUCAUGAAGGAAAUAUGAAAUGUGGGCUUAAUUACAGUAGUGGUUAAAAUUGGUUAUUUUGUUUAAGAUCUUAAGAAGAUUACAGUAAAUCAGAAGUCGAGAUCUAGUUCUAGAUGGCUAUAUAAUGAAAGUAUCAAUAAAAACUUGAUCAAUAAAACAAUGCCAGCUGACCUAAUAAGUAGCAUUCUUCGUUCAAGGAGAGAUAGUUGUCAACAUCAUUAAUUCGACAAAAAGUUUAGAGCUAGUUUUGCUUUAAAGUAUAUUUUUUUAUAUAUUUAUUUUAUUUUUAGUUGUAUAAUGUAGGUAUUUUCUUUGAAAAAAAAUGUAUUUUAAAAUUUUUUUCUUUUUUUUUUCAUGUGGAAAUAAUUAAGGCACUGUAGAUUAAAAAAGGGAUUUAGUUUGUUUAACAAUUGAGAAAAAAAGUUACAAGUUUCAGCAUCUUCUAUCAUGGAAUUGAAGGAAUCGUUGAAAAUUUUACUAGAAUUUUACGUUUUAAAAAAAUUGCUUUUUAUUGUAAUUUUAUGUAAUGUUAUAUCUCAAUAGUCUGGUUUAUAUGAUGAAAGUUCUACUGUCACCUGUUUUUAUUCAGAACACUGGUUUCAUCUAAAUCUAGAUUUUAUAAAUAUAGCUUUAGUCUAGACUGUAGAUAAUUGUCGUAAUUUAUUUUCAUUUCACUAUGACUUGUUUAGUUUUAAUUAGUUAUUUUGGAAAAAAUUAACUGAUUCUAGCCUAGAGUGCCAGAGGAAAUGUUGUCAUGAUCUUAAGGGAUAUAUUUUCAAAAAUUAUACAAAAUCCGCAGACAUUGACUAGUACAUGAAGAUUAUUCUACUAGAUCUGAAGUAGGCUUUUGUUUAGUUGCUGAGCAGUUCUUUUUCUCCACUUACUUGGGUUGUGAGCCUCCUCUGUCAUAACUGAAGUAAAUGACGUACAAGUAUACCUCAAACUGAUAAUGUUAAAUACAAUCUAAAAAUCUAAAGUAAGAGUUGGAAGGAUAUCAAUGGUUAUGUGGUCAGAUCUGGGACUAGUGCAGAGCUUCAAAUGAUUAUUGGUGAUAUGAAAAAAGAUGUAAACCGAAAAAUGUGAAGAGUUUUAGAGAGAGAUUUAUUCUUCCUUGGACCAGAUUGUUAAAGAAAUAGUCUCCAGCUUUGAGAAUCCUUAUGAUGAGGCUAAUGAAAAAAUUAGUGUCGCCUUCCUAACUAUUUAAUCCUUUGAUAAAAAUCAUUCUCUAGAAGGCUCAUUAUAGCUUUGACAACUAAAUAAAUUUCUUUAAGGGCGAAAGAGGGUUCAACGGUUUGUAUCAGUUCCUUCCCGGAGGAUUUCCAGCUACCUGUCGCCUCAGCGUGGCCCUCCGGUGGAAACAUCCAGAGGUGGAUCUGGACAGGCUAAGAACGAGUAGCGAACCAGGCCUUCUAGCAGGUCUCCCUGGGUGAGCUUUUGUUUUUUUUUUAUCUCACUCGGGGUGGGGAUGGAACAAGUAACCUGCAACCCAGUCCAAAAAGUCCGCCACGCCGUUCCACAAAGGGGGUCGUCAUCAGUUCCGCAUUGCUGGAUUGGCGGCCCUUGCACGGAACAGUGGCGGUUACAGUAUAGGAAUAUGAGACAAUCUCCCCGCAGUUAGCGCUGUCCCUGACACUUAUAGCGGGUGACUUAAGACUCGGGGACGGUGCGCUGUGUACACGGCACGGCCCGGUUUUACCAGUCAGUCAACCAAUAUGGCCGCCUACCGUUGGGUGCCCUCAGACAGGAGAGGGGUGAAGAGCCCCAUGUCCAGGCCUGGUGGUUGGAUAAAAGCCUUUCUAACCAUCAACGGGAUAAUGGCGCCUCCGGCGCCGAUUCCCUACUGGACUUCAUCGAAGGUAUUAGUUCCUUCAGACGCCUCCGAGCUUCCAAACAAGGAGCUGAUGGUCUCUUGAGUUAUAGUUUUAAAAAAUAAGUUAUAAGCAUUUCUCAAACUGUGAAGAUCACCUCCUACGCCUUUGGGGUAGGCGAGGUCUUUCUCAAAGGGGGCCGACGCUCAGACAAGAAAGGUUGGAGGGGGGGGGGGCGAAGCCAGUUCAUAUUUUUUAAUAGGACAAAUGAGAAUGAAAUCUUUAUUUUCAUUGUAGUUAUCAAUCCAUUAACCAAGUAAAAUGACAUUAUUAACUAUGUUUAACUAAUUUAAAUAUUUUAAAGUCGUUUCAUCUUCUAGUAUGAUUAUUUUAAAAUUCGACGUUGUCGAAAAUAGCAAGACCUCUUACUUAACAUGAAAACGAUGUUACUGUGAUUACGACCAUUACAGACGAAAGAUUCCUAUAUGUAGCUAUAUUAUUCUGACACAAUAAAAUAGGCCAGUUAUGUCCCCUCCUUAAUUCAACUUAAUUAUUUUUACUUUUUUUAAUAAAAUGAAAAGUGUGCUUAUUUACUCGAAAACGCUCCGAUCUAUUUUCGCUUUAAUUUUUUUUUUUACUUGCAUCUUCCUUCUAAUAUAAAAAAUUUUAAAGUUCAUAACUCAGGAAAUGGCUUGGCGCCUUGGAUUCCACUUACAGCGCUUCCUCAGACCCUCUUAUUAGAUGGAUGAGGAAGCUACUGCAUCUUCGAUACCAUCUUCUGAAAGAAAAUUAUCUAGUUUAGAAAACAUUAUUUACGAAAAAAACAAACUGAAGGGACUAGACUUUCUGGACAUUCAUUGCUUUAAAUUUGAUUUCUUAAAGUAUUUUAAAUCUUUUUUUUUUAGAAUAUUUUAUUUUUCACUACAUUCUCAAAGUUCUCCCAAAACCUAUUGCUCUACACAAGGUCUCCAGCUAACUAAAAAGGGGGGGGGGGGGAAGAAUUCUUCUCUUCAAGAAGAAAGUUUGAGAAACACUGAGCUACAUAAUUCAGUCCCAAUUUAGUUCAUAGAACAAUGGCUUGUAGAAAUUAAUUUUUCGAUAAAAUUAUUGAUAGAUUUGUAACAAGGGAGAAUGUAAGAUUCAUUUUUUUUUAAUUGAUUUUUUUUUAGAAUCACGAAUACUUUUCCAAUGAAUGCAUAUUUUUGGAAUAAAAAAGUUUUUUUUUUAAAUAAAUGUAUUCAUUAAUUUUUUUGGAGGGCAUCAGGUUUAUCUACUUUUUCAGAGAUCAUGUUAGUAUCUCAGCUACGCAACUCAUGAAAACCUUUUGGCACAAAUGUAUUUUGUUAAGAGCGUAUUUAGAAAUACAAUGAUCCAGCACUACUUAUUAUCCAGCUAACCAUUAUUUAUUUAACUCACUAGUUCUACAAAUUUAUAAUGUAUUUUUUUUUAAAGAAAAAAAUGUUAAUUAACAUUCCAAUAAUAUAAUUAAAAAAAUCAUGCAAUAGAAAAAAAAAUCCCUGAGAAUGUCUUAAAGGAAAAUAAAAUAUGUAUGUGUUAAUCACAGAUCUAUUAUACCUAGACUGGAAAAUAGAAACGUAUGCUUAUUUGAUCAUUAUUCGAUCGUUAUGUACGAAAUCUUUUUCAAGCUUUAAGGGUAGUCGCCUUGAUCCUUGGCAAAAUGUUUUUUUCUGUCUAAGAAAUUAACUAUUUUUAGUUUUCAAAGUUUAUAAAUAAUGCAAUCCCAUUUAAGGAUUUUAAAUAGAAGGGGUUAUUAAUAACUAUAUAUUCUCGCAAAUAUAUGAAAUAAAGCCAUGUCCUGUUGGCUUCCAUUGAGAUAAUGUUUCGAAAAUCCUAGAUAGAAAUAAUUAAAGUUUGUUGAUUUUAAUCAUCUUAUGUAUAUUUAAAUAGAUUGAUUACCUAGUUCUUUUGAGAUUAUGUAUCUAAAAAUUUAAAUAAUAGUCAUGAGAUGAGAAUGCUCUUAUUUUUUAUGUUCAAUUACUAAAUCUAGAUCUGAAUAUUGAAUUAUAUGUUACAUAGGUUAGGUUUGAAAAAACAACAACUUUACUUAUUAUAUCUACUGAACAAAACAACGC
Messenger RNA from Biomphalaria glabrata, 5633 nucleotides. RefSeq lists its product as uncharacterized. Lineage: Eukaryota; Metazoa; Mollusca; Gastropoda; Planorbidae. The coding region runs from base 46 to 1779 and encodes 577 amino acids. The record is from RefSeq and is a predicted model, not a curated record. The transcript is spliced from 9 exons.